GGGUUAUUGAACUUGAGUUAGUAUAUAUAGUGCGUGUCAUUGUCCUGGAGAGGAAAGCAGGAAAUGGCUACCUUGGACGAAAGACCCUCUGCCAAGAGGUGGCUUCCUCUUGAAGCUAAUCCUGACGUGAUCAAUCAGUUCCUAUGGGGUCUUGGGCUUCCACCAGACGAAGCUGAAUCCUGCGAUGUUUAUGGCUUAGACGAUGACCUUCUUCAAAUGGUUCCCAGCCCUGUUCUUGCCGUCCUUUUCCUUUAUCCACUUACCUCUAAGAGCGAAGAAGAGAGGUUGCAACAGGAAAAUGAAAAAAGGGAAAAUAGCAAUAAAGUGUAUUUUAUGAAGCAAACUGUGGGUAAUGCUUGUGGUACAAUAGGGCUUCUUCAUGCUCUUGGGAACAUAACUUCUGAGAUCAAGCUUGUUGAGGAGUCGUUCUUUGACAAGUUCUUCAAAACUACUGCAAGCAUGGACCCAAUGCAGCGUGGUGUAUUUCUCGAGAAUGACAGAGAGAUGGAAGUUGCUCAUUCAGUGGCAGCAAGUGCUGGUGAUACAGAGGCAUCAGACAAUGUGGACACUCAUUUCAUCUGCUUUGUUUGUGUGGACGGUGAACUCUAUGAGCUUGAUGGAAGAAAGUCGGGACCAAUAUCUCAUGGCCCAUCCUCACCAAGUACAUUGUUGAAGGAUGCAGCUAAAGUCAUCCAAAGCAUGAUCCAGAAAAAUCCAGAAUCCUUGAACUUCAAUGUCAUUGCAAUAUCAAAGAAAUCCGCAGAUGGACAAAAUUGAGGCUGUCAAUUUGGGAUUUUCGGGUUCGUAAUGAAGCAGUUUUUAAAGUUAUUUGCAGUAUGAUCCCUAUGCAGCUCCUUGUUCACUUGGCUUGUGUGCGCCGAGAUUUUUAUUUUUCAUUUGAGUGAUCUACCAAGCCUAGUCUCUCUGGUUAAUACUCUCCAACCACUUUGACUGAAUCUUGGCUUUGGCUGCUUUAAAUGAUUCCUCUCCAAAAUUGAUCUCGUUAUGUGGCACGUGUAGACGACCUCCAAGAAUCAUGGACCUCCAGCUCAACCAUAACUGCUAACCUCACUUCUUCAAUGUAUUUGUGAUUGUCAACCAGUAACAGCCUAUAUAUUGUAACUUCAUAUAGGACACAUCAUGCAAAUUAUGUGUGGAAAAUGGCGGUUCGAGCUUAAGUUGAGUGUAGCAAGGGAGAACUAGAACACAUUGUGUGUGAGAGAGCUCUUUAAAUCAAAGAAUUUAGAUUGCUUCAGCAUA
Molecule: messenger RNA, 1260 nt
Organism: Arachis duranensis
Lineage: Eukaryota; Viridiplantae; Streptophyta; Magnoliopsida; Fabales; Fabaceae
Product: ubiquitin carboxyl-terminal hydrolase 3
Exons: 9
Coding region: 64-777 (237 amino acids)
Biological process (GO): protein deubiquitination; ubiquitin-dependent protein catabolic process
Cellular component (GO): cytoplasm
Molecular function (GO): cysteine-type deubiquitinase activity
Source: RefSeq, a predicted model, not a curated record